This is a messenger RNA of Stereum hirsutum FP-91666 SS1, 960 nucleotides long. RefSeq lists its product as uncharacterized. The record is from RefSeq and is a predicted model, not a curated record. The transcript has 13 exons. NCBI's taxonomy places the organism in Eukaryota, Fungi, Basidiomycota, Agaricomycetes, Russulales, Stereaceae. Bases 1 to 960 code for a protein of 319 amino acids.
AUGUUCUCUUCGAAACUUUCUGUGGUUGCCGCUCUCCUUUUCACUUUGUCGCAGCGAGUUGCUGCUGAUGUUGGUGUGAUCCCGGCUCUGGGAGUCGCUGGAACGUUCACCAAGGAUGACGUCCAACCGUUCCUCGCCGGUGCCGAUUGCGGUACGAUCGAUGUGGCCUCCAAUAUCGAUAACUCGACUGCCGUCCCCGCUGCGGCUGACGGGUCCUUCAACGUUACUGGAAGUAGCUUUGCUCUCGGUGCCGAUGGCUCCACAACAGUCACGGCCACGGUCGAUGCGACCGGUAAGGGAAAUGCUUUCGACGCAUCUCUCCAGAUUACGCAGAACGGUGUUGCAAACCAGACCUCGGAGCCCAACUUGGACCCACUGUCGGCCGUUCUUCCCGACAACACUACCUGCACGGGUGGAGCUGCCGGAAACUUGUGUCUCGUGGCAUUCCGCACGGGUGGUGGUUUCUCAAAUUGCGUCGUGGUCUCGCAAGGCGCCUCCUCGAAUUUGAACUCUACCAGCGCUGCCAACAGUACCGACUCGUCUAACAGCACCACAACAUCUUCAUCCUCCAACAGCACGAGCACCUCGGAUCAGAAGAAGAAGAAGGCGAAGGCAGCUGCUGCCAAGGCAAAGGCAAAGGCCGCUCAGUCGGCCAAGAACGGCAACGCCAACUCUAACUCCACCAUAAGCGCAACUGGUUCCUCCAACAGCACCACGAGCGCGACCACAUCCGGGAAAGCCGCCAAGGCCAGUGCCAAAGCUGCCGCGAAAGCCGCUAAGGCCGCCAAGGCUGCCGCUGCCAGCUCUGCCUCUGCCGCUGCCGCUGCCUCUGCCACUGCUGCCGCCUCCGGCACAGAUAGUGCCAACAGCACGUCCACUGUGAACACCACAGCCCGGGCAUUGGUCGAGAGAACUUUCAACUCCCGCAUCGUUCGCAUCGCUCAAGACCGCCAGGCUUGA